CGCUCGGCUGUCUGGAACAGUGGGCCGGGUGCCGGUCCUGCCACGCAGCCGCAGAGGCUCUGGCCCGCGGGCGGGCGGCAGGAAGAGAGGCGACGCCCCCUGGAGCGCGGCAGGAACCCGGCCGGGCCCGCCUCCCAGCCAGCAGAGCCGCGCCGGCCCCAGCGGUGAUGAAAGCGGCGGCCGAGUCCAGGUCACGCCGAAGCCGUUGCCCUUUUAAGGGGGAGCCUUGAAACAGCGCCCGGGUUCCAUGUUUGCAUCCGCCUCGCGGGGAGGAAACUCCAUGUUGUAACAAAGUUUCCUCCGCGCCCCCUCCCUCCCCCUCCCCCUUAGAACCUGGCUCCCCUCCCCUCCGAAGCUCGCGGGGAUCCCUCCCUCCCACCCCUCCCCUCCCCCCCGCGCCCCGAUUCCGGCCCGAGCCGGGGGGGAGGCCGGGCGCCCGGGCCAGAGUCCGGCCGGAGCGGAGCGCGCCCGGCCCCAUGGACAGCUCGGCCGUCAUUACUCAGAUCACCAAGGAGGAGGCGCGGGGCCCGCUACGGGGCAAAGGUGACCAGAAGUCAGCAGCUUCUCAGAAGCCCCGGAGCCGGGGCAUCCUCCACUCGCUCUUCUGCUGCGUCUGCCGGGACGAUGGGGACGCCCUGCCCGCCCACAGUGGGGCGCCCCUGCUGGUGGAGGAGAACGGCGCUGUCCCCAAGCAGACCCCAGUCCAGUACCUGCUCCCAGAGGCCAAGGCCCAGGACGUGGACAAGAUCUGUGUGGUCAUCGACCUGGAUGAGACCCUGGUGCACAGCUCCUUCAAGCCAGUGAACAACGCCGACUUCAUCAUCCCUGUGGAGAUUGAUGGGGUGGUCCACCAGGUCUACGUGCUGAAGCGGCCCCAUGUGGAUGAGUUCCUGCAGCGAAUGGGCGAGCUCUUUGAGUGUGUGCUGUUCACCGCCAGCCUUGCCAAGUAUGCAGACCCAGUAGCUGAUCUACUGGACAAGUGGGGCGCCUUCCGGGCACGGCUGUUUCGUGAGUCCUGCGUCUUCCACCGGGGCAAUUACGUGAAGGACCUGAGCCGGCUGGGCCGAGACCUGCGGCGGGUGCUCAUCCUAGACAACUCGCCCGCCUCCUACGUCUUCCAUCCAGACAACGCCGUACCAGUGGCUUCCUGGUUUGACAACAUGAGUGACACAGAGCUCCACGACCUCCUGCCCUUCUUCGAGCAGCUCAGCCGCGUGGAUGACGUGUACUCAGUGCUCAGGCAGCCAAGGCCCGGCAGCUAGUGAGGCGCCCCGGGGGCCAGGACCUGCCCCUGACCGGUGCCCACGCCCCUCACACGUGGACUGUUCCUUAAGAAAACCCAGCGGCCGCUGCCGCCACCUCAGCGUCAUGGGGAAGUGGGCCCUCCCCACCUGCCUGGCCAGGCUGUGAAAGGGGCAGCGGGCUGCACCAAGGGCGAUGAGCCCCUGGGUCCCUGUGUCAGUGCCUUAGAACCUCCUCCUUCUUCUUGGGGGACCUGUGGGACCCUGCGUGCAGCUCCCCCUUUUUCUCUCUCUCUGCUGCCAUGUUUCUCUGCUGCCAAAUCGGGCCCCUUGGCUCUUUUCUGGUUCUGCUUGGGGGAGGGGCAGGGUUCUUGCUGCCCCAUGCCUUGGGCCCCCAGCCUGGGAACAGUGGACACCAAGUGCCUUGCAUAGAGCCCUUUUCCCUGCCCUGUUUUCCCAGGGCCACGAUCAGGUCAGCUCUUGCCCGGAACAGUCUCCAGAUUGCUGCAGUCUAGCCUGGCAGGGGAGGAACCAGUCUCCGCACCUCCUCCCUUGGGACUGACACAGACCCCACCAAUCUCUGCCUAGGAGGGCAGGGAGGGAAGAUCUGUUACCACUUGUGAAGGGAGCAGGGUGCGUCCUACGGGACCCUGGAGUCCAGCUUCUCUAGGCUCAGCAGCAGCUGAAGGCUGCUCUCCACGCCAAGACCUGACCCCUCACAUCUGCCUUGACCACCCCAAGGCCCUGGGGCUUGACUCCCCCAGCUCCUAGUGUGGGGGCAUAGGCAAGACCCCUUUGUGGUGCCAUAUAAAUAUGUAUAUGUGUAUAUAGUUUUAGGGGAAGGGGAGAGGGAAGGGCUGGGGUAGAGAUACCCCUCCUUCACCCCUUUCCUGGACCCAUAAACUGGGGGGAGGGAGGGAAAGGAUUUUUACAUUUUUUAAACUGCUAUUUUCUGAAUGAAACAGGCUGGGCCAAGAAGUCCCAAGCCCUGUCUUCUGUCCCUCACACCCUCUUUGCUCCAAUUAUUCAUUCAAAACACAUUAUUAGCACCUUCUCUGUGCCCAGCUCUGUGCUAGGCUCACCAGCUGAGUGUGUGGGGUCCCUGCACCUAAUCAGUGCCUCCCCACCCACUCCAUACUUCACCGGUGCCUUUAGGGGAGCUGUAGGAGGUGGGACCCUUCUUGUGGGGUUUGGGGGUCUCCAGGAAGCCUGGCCAAGCUGUCUCCCCUCCCCAGUGCCAACCCAUCCCCUGUCGACCCCAGCCUCACCCCCUGCUGGCUGGGGGCAGCUCCCAGGACAUCCUGAUUUGCAGCUCUGACUUCUCUAUCUGGAACCCCUUCCCCCUAAAUGCUGAGUGUGGAGGUCAAGGCCUUGGGCUCUCCCCAAGGCCUAACGGUUAAGGGGACCCACGUAGCAGUGCCAAGGGGGAUGUCAAAUGGAGAUGUCAUUGCCCCCCUCCCCUCAGAACUGGGGGUGGGAGGGAGGACAAGGUUGGCCUGAAUCGGGUGACCUUCCCAUUUAAGUGCCUUCUCUGACUGAAAGCCCCACACUAUGACAAGAACUAAAGAGAUCGCCAGACCCCCA
Felis catus (domestic cat) is the source of this 2825-nucleotide messenger RNA. RefSeq names its product CTD small phosphatase 1 (gene CTDSP1). The transcript is spliced from 7 exons. The coding region runs from base 477 to 1262 and encodes 261 amino acids. Gene Ontology annotation, molecular function: RNA polymerase II CTD heptapeptide repeat phosphatase activity. The record is from RefSeq and is a predicted model, not a curated record. Lineage: Eukaryota; Metazoa; Chordata; Mammalia; Carnivora; Felidae.